GAGUGGCUUCACCGCCGGUCCCUUGCAGCGCUGCCUUUCGAUCUCUCCACAUCUCGGUGGCGCGGGAUCUCAAGAUGCGCCUCCACCUGCUCCUGCUGCUCGCGCUGUGCGGUGCAGGCACCACCGCCGCGGAGCUCAGUUACAGCUUGCGUGGCAACUGGAGCAUCUGCAAUGGGAACGGCUCGCUGGAGCUGCCCGGGGCGGUCCCUGGCUGCGUGCACAGCGCCUUGUUCCAGCAGGGCCUGAUCCAGUUGAAGAAGCAUCUAUCUGUAGGGAAUCCAGAAGGAGCGUUCAUGAAGGUAUUACAAGCCCGGAAGAAGCACACGAGCACUGAGCUGACUACUGAGCUGGAGGCGGCCUCAGACAGCAAUGGCAUCAACUUGUCAGGCUUUGGGAGUGAGCAGCUAGACAUCAAUGACGCACUAAAUUACGUCUUGCCUUAUUUCUCAUAGAAAAAUCUAUAAGAUGUAGAAUCAAUGUUGUUACUGUUAGGGACGAGCUGCCCCAGGAACCGCCCCCGCAGUGCAGCUGACCCUUACCCCGAAUACUCUGCAGCUGCAUUCCUGAACCCUUAUCUAGGUGCCACAGCAAGGUUGCCGACUUGCUACACUAAGCAAACCCUGCUUACAGCCCUCCAGGUGGCACAGGGAAGGUCAUGAGAAAUGUGGAUAAAUCUAAGUUAUACCCUCUUGUAAAUUCCUCCGGUCAUGAGACGAUAUGUGGUAAAGUUAACUGAAAAGACCAAGAAGCAGCUUCUCCACUCCUUCUGGGAUCUCUAUCUGGUUCGGCCUUCCUGCCCCCACUCCUGCCUCCACCAUGUCCAUCAGGGUGACCCAGAAGUCCUACAAGGUGUCCACCUCUGGGCCCCGGGCCUUCAGCAGCCACUCCUACACAAGUGGGCCCAGUGUCCAGAUAAGCUCCUCAGGCUUCUCCCUAGUGGGCAGCAGCAGCUUCCAAGGUUGUCUGGGCGGAGGCUAUGGUGAGGGCAGCAGCGUGGGUGGCAUCACCACCAUCACAGUCAACCAGAGCCUGCUGAGCCCCCUUAACCUGGAGGUGGACCCCAACAUCCAGGCUGUGCGCACCCAGGAGAAGCAGCAGAUCAAGACCCUCAACAACAAGUUUGCCUCCUUCAUAGACAAGGUAUGGUUCCUGGAGCAGUAGAACAAGAUGCUGGAGACUAAGUGGAGCCUCCUGCAGCAGCAGAAGAUGGCUCAGAGCAACAUGGACAACAUGUUCCAGAGCUACAUCAACAACCUUAGGCAGCAGCUGAAGACUCUGGGCCAGGAGAAGCUGAAGCUGGAGGCGGAGCUUGGCAACAUGCCCGGGCUGGUGGAGGACUUCAAGAACAAGUAUGAGGAUGAGAUCAAUAAGUGUACAGAGGUGGAGAAUGAAUUUGUCCUCAUCAAGAGGAUGUGGAUGAAGGUUACAUGAACAAGGUAGAGCUGGAGUCUCACCUGGAAGGGCUGACUGACGAGAUCAAUUUCCUCAAGCAGCUGUAUGAAGAGGAGAUCCAGGAGCUGCAGUCCCAGAUCUCGGACACAUCUGUGGUGCUGCCCAUGGACAACAGCCGCUCCCUGGGCAUGAACAGCAUCAUCGCUGAGGUCAAGGCACCAUACGAGGAGAUCGCCAACUGCAGCCAGGCCAAGGCUGAGAGCAUGUACCAGAUCAAGGAUGAGGAGCUGCAGAUGCUGGCUGGGAAGCACGAGGAUGACCUGCAGUGUACAAAGACUGAGAUUUCUGAGAUGAACCGGAACAUCAGCCAGCUCCAGGCUGAGACUGAGGGCCUCAAAGGCCAGAGGGCUUCCCUGGAGGGCACCAUCACAGAUGUCUGCAGCACAGGGGGCUGGCUGUUAAGGAUGCCAACGCCAAGCUGUCCAAGCUGGAGGCCGCCCUGCAGCAGGCCAAGCAGGACAUGGCAUGGCAACUGCUUGAGUACCAGGAACUGAUGAACAUCAAGCUGGCCCUGGACAUCGAGAUAGCCACCUACAGGAAGCUGCUGGAGGGCGAGGAGAGCCAGCUGGACUCUGGGAUGCAGAACAUGAGUAUCCAUACAAAGACCACCAGUGGUUAUGCAGGUGAUCUGAGCUCGGCCUGUGGGGGCCUCCCAAGCCCCAGCUUUGGCUCUGGUGUGGGCUCCAGCUCCUUCAGCCGCACCAGCACCACCAGGGCAGUGGUUGUGAAGAAGAUCGAGACCCAUGAUGGGAGGCUGGUGUCCUAGUCCUCUGACGUCCUGCCCAAGUGAACAGCUGCGGCAGCCCCUCCCAGCCUGCCCCUCCUGCGACUCUCCCAGAGAGCAGAAGGGAGCACAGGGAACGUGAGACCCACCUGAGGCCCAGCCCUAGCCCUCAACCCACCCACAGGGUAGUUUACUACCUGGGGACCCCCCAUGCCUAUGCCUUCAGCUACAAAACAAUUCAAUUGCUUUUUUUUUUUGGUCCAAAAUAAAACCUCUGCUAGCUCUGCCAACAGCUAACCUUAUAGUUACCUGUUUUUUUCAAAUGUGAAAGAUGGGUAUUCCGAAAAACCAUACAAAGAGUCCCUCUCUUCAAUCUGCAUCCAAAAACUCAUGAAAUUAGAAACUGUCCAACCACAGGAAAACAGCCUGGCUAAGAUUCAAAGUGUAGGCAAAAGCCUGCAGAGAGUGAACAGAAUCCUCAUGGGCCCAAGGAGCAUCCAGAAAAGUCACUUCAAAGAGGUGGGAAAGCAGAGCAACAGGAAGGAACAGGGUGCCUGGGCAUUUGUGGAGAAUGCUGCCAAAGAAAAAAGGCUCAGGAGUCCAGCCCCAAGGGAGCUGGAACAGCCUCACAUAGAGCAGGGGCAUGAGAAGUUAGCAGGAAACGCCAUCUAUACCAAGCCUUCGUUCAACCAAGAGCAUAAGGCAGCAGUCUUCUCUUUGCUGAAACCCUUCUCCAUGGGCGUGCCUUCUAUCUCCACCCCUGCAAAAGCCCUACCUGUGGUCAGAAACAGAUUGAAAGACUUACCCAUUUUGGUUUUAGAAAAUGCAAAGUUGAGUUAAAACCAAUCGUACAUUCCAGAAAAGUUCUCUCAGUAGACUUUGCUUGCAAAGAGGCCUCCAUUCUCUGCAGUGAAAAGCCUCAUAAAUGCCCCUUCACAAGGGGCUUUUUCAUCUUUAGGAGACCUGAGUCUUCAGGAAAAUCCUUUUCCGGAAGUAUUUCUCCAUCAGAAUGUUUUAAAAGCACCACUGCAAGAAAUGCCUUUGAACAAAACAUUUUUAUGGAAAACACUACUAUGCCAGAAGGCACCAUCUCUGAAAACACAACCUACAACCAUCCUCCUGAGGGAGAUUCUGCUGAGACUGCGUUCAACUUAGAGAAGACUGUGAAACACAAUGGGAAUACAACAACAUGGGCACUGGCCUGUCUCCCGAGCCCAAAAGCUUCAAUUACCCAUUGCUCUCGUCCCCAGGUGAUCAGUUUGAAAUUCAGCUAAACCAGCAGCUACGGCCCCUCAUCCCCAAUAAUGAUGUGAGAAGACUCAUUUCUCAUGUUAUCUGGACCUUGAAGAUGGAGUGCUCUGAGACCCAUGUGCAAUUGGCCUAUACCAAGCUCAUCUCCAGGACAGGCCUCCUGAUUCAUCAGUGAGCAGCAAGAAGUAAAGAUGUCCAAGGCAGAAUGGGAUACAGACCAAUGGAAAACUGAGAACUAUAUCAAUGAGAGCACGGAAGCCCAGAGCAAACAGAAAGAGCAGAAGUCAAGUGAGGAUUCUUACUACAGAUUUAAUGACCUUAACUACAGAUGGGUCUCUUUGGAUAACUGGACCUAUAGCAAAGAAUUUAAAAUCCCCUUUGAAAUUAGCAAAUGGCAAAAAGUAAAUUUGAUUCUUGAGGGAGUGGAUACGGUUUCAAAAAUCCUGUUCAAUGAAGUCACUAUUGGGGAAACAGACAAUAUGUUCAAUAGAUAUAGCUUUGAUAUUACCAACGUGGUCAGGGACGUGAACUCCAUUGAGCUGCGUUUCCAGUCAGCGGUGUUGUAUGCAGCACAGCAGAGCAAAGCUCACACUCGCUACCAGGUUCCCCCAGACUGCCCUCCACUUGUGCAGAAGGGUGAAUGCCAUGUCAACUUUGUUCGGAAGGAGCAAUGUUCCUUUAGUUGGGACUGGGGGCCUUCCUUUCCUACCCAGGGAAUCUGGAAAGAUGUUAGAAUUGAAGCCUAUAAUAUUUGUCACCUGAACUACUUCACAUUUUCCCCAAUAUAUGAUAAGAGUGCCCAGGAGUGGAAUCUGGAAAUAGAGUCUACAUUUGAUGUUGUCAGCUCAAAGCCAGUUGGUGGUCAAGUGAUCGUAGCCAUCCCUAAGUUGCAAACACAACAGACAUACAGCAUUGAACUUCAACCUGGGAAAAGGAUUGUUGAGCUAUUUGUGAACAUUAGCAAGAAUAUUACUGUAGAAACUUGGUGGCCUCAUGGACAUGGAAACCAGACUGGGUACAACAUGACUGUUCUUUUUGAACUGGAUGGAGGCUUAAAUAUUGAAAAAUCAGCUAAGGUUUAUUUUAGGACAGUGGAACUUAUAGAAGAGCCUAUAAAAGGGUCUCCUGGUUUGAGUUUCUAUUUCAAAAUUAAUGGAUUUCCCAUAUUUCUAAAAGGCUCAAACUGGAUCCCAGCAGAUUCAUUCCAGGACCGAGUAACCUCUGAGUUGUUACGGCUCCUUUUACAGUCUGUUGUGGAUGCUAAUAUGAAUACUCUUCGGGUUUGGGGAGGAGGAAUUUAUGAGCAGGAUGAAUUCUAUGAACUCUGUGAUGAACUAGGAAUAAUGGUAUGGCAGGAUUUUAUGUUUGCCUGUGCCCUUUAUCCAACUGAUCAGGGCUUCCUGGAUUCAGUGACAGCAGAAGUUGCCUACCAGAUCAAGAGACUGAAAUCUCAUCCUUCUAUCAUCAUAUGGAGUGGCAAUAAUGAAAAUGAGGAGGCGCUGAUGAUGAAUUGGUAUCAUAUCAGUUUCACUGACCGGCCAAUCUACAUCAAGGACUAUGUGACACUCUAUGUGAAAAACAUCAGAGAGCUCGUACUGGCAGGAGACAAGAGUCGUCCUUUUAUUACGUCCAGUCCUACAAAUGGGGCUGAAACUGUUGCAGAAGCCUGGGUCUCUCAAAACCCUAAUAGCAAUUAUUUUGGUGAUGUACAUUUUUAUGACUAUAUCAGUGAUUGCUGGAACUGGAAAGUUUUCCCAAAAGCUCGAUUUGCAUCUGAAUAUGGAUAUCAGUCCUGGCCGUCCUUCAGUACAUUAGAAAAGGUCUCGUCUACAGAGGACUGGUCUUUCAAUAGCAAGUUUUCACUUCAUCGACAACAUCACGAAGGUGGUAACAAACAAAUGCUUUAUCAGGCUGGACUUCAUUUCAAACUCCCCCAAAGCACAGAUCCAUUACGCACAUUUAAAGAUACCAUCUACCUUACUCAGGUGAUGCAGGCCCAGUGUGUCAAAACAGAAACUGAAUUCUACCGCCGUAGUCGCAGCGAGAUAGUGGAUCAGCAAGGGCACACGAUGGGGGCACUUUAUUGGCAGUUGAAUGACAUCUGGCAAGCUCCUUCCUGGGCUUCUCUUGAGUACGGAGGAAAGUGGAAAAUGCUUCAUUACUUUGCUCAGAAUUUCUUUGCUCCACUGUUGCCAGUAGGCUUUGAGAAUGAAAACACGUUCUAUAUCUAUGGUGUGUCAGAUCUUCACUCGGAUUAUUCGAUGACACUCAGUGUGAGAGUCCAUACAUGGAGCUCCCUGGAGCCCGUGUGCUCUCGUGUGACUGAACGUUUUGUGAUGAAAGGAGGAGAGGCUGUCUGCCUUUAUGAGGAGCCAGUGUCUGAAUUGCUGAGGAGAUGUGGGAAUUGCACACGGGAAAGCUGUGUGGUUUCCUUUUACCUUUCAGCUGACCAUGAACUCCUGAGCCCGACCAACUACCACUUCUUGUCCUCACCGAAGGAGGCCGUGGGGCUCUGCAAGGCGCAGAUCACUGCCAUCAUCUCUCAGCAAGGUGACAUAUUUGUUUUUGACCUGGAGACCUCAGCUGUCGCUCCCUUUGUUUGGUUGGAUGUAGGAAGCAUCCCAGGGAGAUUUAGUGACAAUGGUUUCCUCAUGACUGAGAAGACACGAACUAUAUUAUUUUACCCUUGGGAGCCCACCAGCAAGAAUGAGUUGGAGCAAUCUUUUCAUGUGACCUCCUUAACAGAUAUUUACUGAAGGAAUCUAGGUUGUAUUUUCAGUGGACAAUGGGAAUAAAGCAUUUCUAAAGCACCGACUGGAGAGGAAGGCAACAGAGACAAGGAGAGAAGCCGAGAGACAUGUCUGCGUGCUGCCACGCAUUUGAGCGAUUGCUCUGUGAAGAGUUGUACACUGAACACUUUCAGGGGAGGCUGUUUACCCAGGCAAUGUCCUCAAACAAGCCUGUGCCGGGGUGUCCUGGAAUCUGUGCCAGGACUGUGUUUUUAGCCCUUCACCUCUCAGCUUUAGCAGGACAUGAACCAGUUAUAACAAGAUGGCCCUGCAGCUGGUUACAAGAAUGUGACAUGGCAGGAUCUAUGGAACCAAAUGGAAGGUUUUGAGGUGAUGUAGGUCUUUCACAGCUAGCUUUGGGGAAUACGGAAUACUCAAAUAAAGUGCUUUGUUAUUAUUUCAGAGGGAAUGGCGAUUGAAAUGUUACAACAGAGAUUUCUUGGUGGUAGCUAUUUGGGUAAAGGUAUAUGGGUAUUUUUCUGUACAUGUGAAAUUAUAUAAAAAUAAAAGUUAUAUAAAUUACAUUGACAACUUGAUAUUUCAUCUGUGGCUUAUUUAACCGUUCUAUAAAUAUUCAAUUUUGCCCAAUACUGUGCUGGACCCUAAUUUCCAUUUAGUUCUCGUUAUUAUUCUGCUUGGUAAACUGGGAGAGUUUGAAGAAUCUAAACUAAGACAUGUGAAAGGUUUUCUCUGGAAACAGUCAUGUAAUUGGUUAUAGAAUGGACCAGCAAAGAGUGUUUGGCUUUAAAAUUAAGAUAUUAUUAGUGGUUUUGGUUUUAAAAAUGAGAAGCAUUAUGUUCAGUGACUCUAAAAGUAACUACAGACAAUCCAGUCUUCUUCAGUAUCUAAGAGUAUCCUCAUUUUAUAUGUACACACACACACACACACACACACACACACACACACACACACACACAAAGCCUUAUCAAGGGGAUAAGGGGACUUAGGGCUGGGACUCCGUAGAGUCUUACUUGGUAAAUAUUAUGUCAUGUUCUUAUGACUAUUGUAAAUCCUGUUUUAGCAAAGCAUUGCUGCGAGGCAGGGAGGACUGCUCUUCUUGACACCUGUGCAUGUUCUGCCAGGGGCCCUGAGAAGGGGCUUUCAAGCUGAUGAGCCAGAGUUUACUUUGUAGUUUGCCCUUACUAGUUCUGUAACCUUAAUCAAGUUACUUAACUUCCUGUGCUCAGUUUUCUUGUGGCUAAAUGGGAGUGGUAACACCCACCUUGUAAGUUUGUUUUGAAGAAUAAAUAAAAU
Homo sapiens (human) is the source of this 7470-nucleotide messenger RNA. RefSeq names its product mannosidase beta (gene MANBA). Gene Ontology annotation, molecular function: beta-mannosidase activity; hydrolase activity, hydrolyzing O-glycosyl compounds. Gene Ontology annotation, cellular component: lysosome. The record is from RefSeq and is a predicted model, not a curated record. Lineage: Eukaryota; Metazoa; Chordata; Mammalia; Primates; Hominidae. The coding region runs from base 3619 to 6183 and encodes 854 amino acids. The transcript has 18 exons. Gene Ontology annotation, biological process: carbohydrate metabolic process.